AUUCAGGCUCCAAGAACCGGAUAGCUUCACUUCUCUCGAUCUGCCAUGUCGAAAAUCUUCGCCGCCUUGUCUUUUGUGGCAGUUUUCGUCGAUGCUCGCCAUUGCCUCUAUGACAACAGGCCCCUGCUAGAGUCCUGUGGACGCGGAUGCCUUGCAGGGCCUGGCAAGGCCUCAUGUGUGACGCGCUGCUUGAUUGGCAAGCGUGUCAGGAGCAAUUGCGCCCAAUGCUUGGGAAACGGCUUUUCCUGUGCUCUCCGGUCGUGUCGUGGUCAAUGCCAAAGGGGCUUUGCGUCUGCUGGCUGCACCGAUUGUGUCAGGAGGAGCUGUGGACUUUGUUCCCAUGCUGGCAAGUCCCUUGAAGAGGGGGUGAAUCAAACUGAGAUUAGCCAAAUUUUGGCCGAGGUGGUCUUUUCUGCCAAGAAAGAGGAGCUAGAGCAGGCUUUCAAGAAUGACGAGCCUGAGCCUGAGCAGCCCAAGUCUGCACCAGAGUCGGAGCAGAAGUUGGCGGAGGACAAAGCCGCUGGAUGCUACGAGAACCGAAGGGCAUUGAAGGCUUGCGGAACUCAGUGCUUCAGCGCCGCAAAUCGUGGACAGUGCGCAAGACGCUGCCUGCGAGACACUUGGGGAAUGAGCGCCAACUGUGCGAACUGCUUUGGAGACAAGGUUGAUUGCACCAUUCGAAAGUGCUUGCCCAAGUGUGCCGGCAGCUCCGAGGCCUGGAAAUGCACCAAUUGUGUUCGCACAAAGUGUGGACGCUGCAACAUGAACAAGUCCGGUGAGGGUGAGGAGAUGUCGGAUAAUGUCUUGAAUGCUGUUGUGCAACUUGCCACUGCAGCCGGCAACAAGGACUCCGAGGAAGCCUUUUACCCAUGAAAGUGAGGACAGAUGGCAAGCAUUACUAAUUCGAUGGCUCGUGGCAAGUUUAGGCGUGCCAAAAUCAUGAAUUCGAUGGGUCGGGGCACAAGAAACAACCCGAUGCUUGACUUUUGAUGCACCAGUUAGCAGCAAGGCUGUUCCUUAGCUGAUCACAACAAAGGUCUUGCUGGGAGAUGGCGAACAAAGCAAUCUAUCCAGGCCGCGAGCUAUCCAAUCUGAGGGGCUGCGGCGGAGUCCGAAGCGAAUUUUGCCCAGUCUGUGAAUUCACUCGCGACUGGUACACGUAAUGUUUGCCGUCGCUAACUGAAAAGUCGUGCCAUGUGCUUCAGGGAACCUGCAAUCCUUGCAAAACUUGGAUGAAUUUCCCAUGGGCUUUUGCAGAUGAGGUCUGAGGUGACCAUUGCGCAACUUUCAGGCCAAAUGUCCUGUUCUCAGAAUUUCUCUGAACCCUUUGCAGAUCCCAAACGGAGAG
Cladocopium goreaui is the source of this 1348-nucleotide messenger RNA. The record is from the annotation of a GenBank genome assembly. Lineage: Eukaryota; Dinophyceae; Suessiales; Symbiodiniaceae.